AUGACGAUGCUUGGUACUGUUGCAGUGUUGAGGACGAGUCCUAUGCGAGUGGUAGGGCAGGUAGACGACUCGCAAGCCUAUUUUCAUCGGCUUUUUUGGACAUUCUCACCGUGUAUUGAGGCAUUCCGACAUUGCAAGCCAUUUGUCAAUAUCGACGGGACCCACCUGUACGGCAAAUACGGGGGUACGUUGCUAGUUGUGAUUGCACAAGAUGUAAACUGCAACAUCCUGCCUAUUGUAUUUGCACUCGUGGAGGGUAAGAAUGCUGAGUCUUGGUCGUUUUUCCUAUCCCACCUCCGCCAGCACGUGACUCUGCAGCUGGGUAUUUUGGUGAUAUCAGAUCGACACAACGGUAUCAAGGCGGCACUUGAGGCUCCCGACGGAGGUUGGCUACCACCUGCUGCAUACCGUGCAUUCUGUAUUCGACAUGUGGCCACAAAUUUUGCGCUGACUUUUAAGGAUAAGGAUGCACAGAUGCUUCGGGUGAACCCAGCGUAUGCCAAGACUAAGGUUGAAUUUGAUUACUGGUUUGAUAUUCUACGAACCGAAGACCCUGCCAUGUGUGACUGGGCUAACAGGAUUGAGUAUGCGAUGUGGACUCAACAUUGGGAUGACGGUAGGAGAUUCAGACAUAUGACGACGAAUAUCUCCGAGUGUGUCAAUUCCAUACUGAAGGGAGUGAAGAACCUUCCUGUUUGUUCACUGGUGCAGUCCACGUAUGGGAGGUUGGCCGAGCUAUUUGUUCGCAAGGGGAGAAAGGAAGAGGCUCAGUUAGGAAUCGAACAGCAGUUUAAUCAACAUCUAGUGAAGGCCAUAGAGGCUAAUCUAAAGACGUCGAGGUGUUUCACAGUGACUUUAUAUGACAAAGAUAAUUCUGAGUUCACUGUCUCCGAAACCACGCCUACUGGGUCCUUCUCACUUGGUAGUUACAAAGUGUCACUCAGGGCUCAGACAUGUGAUUGCAGAUAUUUUCAGACACUUCAUUAUCCUUGCUGUCAUGCCUUAGCAUGUUGUGUGUAUUCACGGCUCACUUGGAAACCCUAUGUGCAUCAAGUGUAUUGCCUUAGCUCGUGUAGGCAGACGAAAGAGUACCACCCGAAGAAAAAUGCUCCUGAAUUGGACUCGACGGAGGCUCAUUUAGGUCCACAUAUAGGUGUGACUGGGUCCCGGUGGCAUGUGAUCUUUGACGUGCUGCCUCAUCCUCCUGCAUGA
Messenger RNA from Arachis ipaensis, 1212 nucleotides. NCBI's taxonomy places the organism in Eukaryota, Viridiplantae, Streptophyta, Magnoliopsida, Fabales, Fabaceae. The record is from RefSeq and is a predicted model, not a curated record.